GCAUCCCCACCCGCCGCCGACUCCGGGCGCCGCCAGAGCCCAGGGAGAGGCGACAUGCGUCCUCGGGGCGCCGCCUCGGAGCCCGGGGUCUGAGCCGCAACCCCCCGCGGCCGCCUUUGUGAGCUGCCACCCGGGUCCGCGCCGCGAUGGGCCACCUGCCCGCGGGGACUCGCCCGGGCCGCCGCCUGCUGCCGCUGCUGCUCCGGCUCUUUGUGCUGCUCGAGAAUGCUGCGACAUUCCAAGUAACUGUUCAAGAUGACAAUAACAUCGUUGUCUCUUUAGAAGCUUCUGAUGUCAUGAACCCAUCUUCUGUAUAUGUUGUGAAGAUAACGGGUGAAUCAAAAAAUUACUUCUUUGAAUUUGAGGAAUUCAACAGAACUUUGCCUCCUCCUGUUAUUUUUAAGGCCAAUUAUCACGGCCUCUAUUAUAUCAUCACUCUGGUCGUGGUGAAUGGAAAUGUGGUCACCAAGCCAUCCCGAUCCAUCACUGUGCUGACAAAACCUUUACCUGUAACCAGUGUUUCAAUAUAUGACUAUAAACCUUCCCCUGAAACAGGAGUCCUGUUUGAAAUUCAUUACCCAGAAAAAUAUAAUGUUUUCACAAGAGUAAACAUAAGCUAUUGGGAAGGUAAAGACUUCCGGACAAUGCUAUAUAAAGAUUUCUUUAAGGGAAAAACAGUAUUUAAUCACUGGCUUCCAGGAAUAUGUUAUAGUAAUAUCACUUUUCAGCUGGUAUCUGAGGCAACUUUUAAUAAAAGUACUCUUGUAGAAUAUAGUGGUGUCAGUCAUCAACCCAAGCAACACAGAACUGCUCCUUACCCACCUCGAAAUAUCUCUGUCCGUAUUAUAAACCUGAACAAGAACAACUGGGAAGAGCAGAGUGGCAGUUUCCCGGAGGAGCCAUUCAUCAGAGCCCAAGACACUGUGGAGAAAGACAAAGUCUUUCACUUUUCCAGAGACAUGCCUGAAAUUCCCCCGAGCAACAUUUCUUCUGGUUGGCCUGAAGUUAACAGUAGUGAUGAUGAUCCAACCUCUCAGCCAUACUGGUGGGACGGGGCCUCUGCCACUCCUGAGGGUGAUGAGGACUUCGUCAAGGUGCUCCCCACGAAGUAUGAUGAGAACAGCACCCUCAGCAGGACAGAGAGAGCAGCAGCCAACGCGGUGUCUUUCUUCCCAGUGCAAAUGAUCCUGAGUUGGCUCCCACCAAAGCCUCCCACUGCCUUCGAUGGGUUUCAUAUCCACAUAGAAAGAGAAGAAAACUUUACUGAAUAUUUAACAGUGGAUGAAGAAGCACAUGAAUUUGUUGCAGAACUGAAAGAGCCUGGAAAAUACAAGUUAUCUGUAACAACCUUUAGCUCUUCAGGAUCUUGUGAACCUCGAAAAAGCCAAUCAGCAAAAUCUCUCAGCUUUUAUAUCAGUCCCGCAGGGGAGUGGAUCGAAGAACUGACGGAGAAGCCGCAGCAGGUGAGCGUGCGAGUCCUCAGCCCCACCACGGCGCUGCUGUCCUGGACGUCAUCCCAGGAGAAUUCCAACGGCACCCUCGUGUCCGUGGUGUCGCUCACCUGCCAGAAGCAGAAGGAGAGCCAGCGGCUGGAGAAGCAGUACUGCACGCAGGUGAACUCAAGCAAAACUAUUAUUGAAAAUCUGGUUCCUGGGGCCCAGUACCAGGUUGUGAUGUACCUCAGAAAAGGCCCUUUGAUUGGACCACCUUCAGAUCCUGUGACAUUUGCCAUCGUUCCAACUGGAAUAAAGGAUUUAAUGCUCUAUCCACUGGGCCCUACAGCAGUGGUUUUGAGUUGGACCAGACCUUACUUAGGCGUGUUCCGGAAAUACGUGGUGGAGAUGUUUUAUUUCAACCCUGCAACCAUGACUUCUGAAUGGACAACCUACUAUGAAAUAGCAGCAACGGUCUCCUUAACGGCCUCCGUGAGAAUCGCUAAUCUGUUGCCAGCAUGGUACUACAACUUCCGAGUUACCAUGGUGACGUGGGGAGACCCAGAACUGAGCUGCUGUGACAGCUCUACCAUCAGCUAUAUAACAGCUCCUGUUGCUCCAGAAAUCACUUCUGUGGAAUAUUUCAACAGUCUGCUAUAUAUUAGCUGGACAUAUGGGGAUGACACAACUGAUCUCUCCCAUUCUAGAAUGUUGCAUUGGAUGGUUGUUGCUGAAGGAAAGAAAAAAAUUAAAAAGAGUGUAACACGCAAUGUCAUGACUUCGAUACUCAGCCUGCCACCAGGAGAUAUCUACAACCUCUCAGUAACUGCUUGCACAGAAAGAGGCAGUAAUACAUCCCAGCUACGCCUGGUCAAAUUAGAACCGGCUCCUCCGAAAUCACUUUUCGCUGUGAACAAAACCCAGACGUCAGUGACUCUGCUGUGGGUGGGACAGGGGGUGGCUGAUUUCUUCGAAGUCUUCUGCAUGCAAGUUGGCUCCAACCCGGAAACAAAAAUGCAGGAACCUGUUUCUGUGUCUUCUCACGUUGUGACCAUUUCCAGCCUCCUGCCCGCCACCACGUACAACUGCAGCAUUACCAGUAUCAGCCACGGCAGCCCCAGUGUCCCCACAUUCAUAGCUGUCUCCACAAUGGUUCCAGAGAUGAAUCCCAAUGUAGUGGUCAUCUCCGUCCUGGCCAUCCUUAGCACGUUGCUGAUUGGAUUGUUGCUAGUUACUCUGAUCAUUCUCAGGAAGAAGCAUCUGCAGAUGGCUAGGGAGUGUGGCGCUGGGACCUUUGUCAACUUUGCAUCCUUGGAGAGGGACGGCAAGCUUCCAUACAACUGGCGUAGGAGUAUAUUUGCUUUCUUAACCCUGCUACCCUCAUGUCUUUGGACUGAUUAUCUUUUGGCAUUUUAUAUUAAUCCUUGGAGUAAAAAUGGUUUAAAGAAGAGGAAACUGACUAACCCAGUUCAACUGGAUGACUUUGAUGCCUACAUCAAGGACAUGGCCAAAGAUUCUGACUACAAGUUUUCUCUUCAGUUUGAGGAGCUGAAACUGAUCGGACUGGAUAUCCCACACUUUGCUGCAGAUCUCCCACUGAACCGCUGCAAAAAUCGCUACACCAACAUCCUACCAUAUGAUUUUAGCCGUGUGAGAUUAGUCUGCAUGAACGAGGAGGAAGGUGCAGACUAUAUCAAUGCCAACUACAUUCCAGGCUACAACUCGCCCCAGGAGUACAUCGCCACCCAGGGGCCACUGCCCGAAACCAGAAACGACUUCUGGAAGAUGGUCCUGCAGCAGAAGGCACAGAUCAUCAUCAUGCUCACUCAGUGCAACGAGAAGAGGCGGGUGAAGUGUGACCACUACUGGCCCUUCACAGAGGAGCCUGUCGCCUACGGAGACAUCACAGUAGAGAUGGUCUCGGAGGACGAGCAGGACGACUGGGCCUGCAGGCAUUUCCGGAUCAACUACGCUGACGAUACGCAGGAUGUGAUGCAUUUUAACUACAUGGCGUGGCCUGACCAUGGUGUGCCCACGGCGAAUGCUGCAGAGAGUAUCCUGCAGUUUGUCCACGUGGUUCGACAGCAUGCCACGAAGAGCAAAGGCCCCAUGAUCGUGCACUGCAGUGCUGGAGUUGGGCGGACAGGAACUUUCAUCGCCUUGGACCGGCUGCUACAGCACAUCCGGGAUCACGAGUUUGUGGACAUCUUAGGGCUAGUGUCGGAAAUGCGCUCGUACCGGAUGUCAAUGGUACAGACAGAGGAGCAGUACAUCUUCAUCCAUCAGUGUGUGCAGCUCAUGUGGACGAAGAAGAAGCAGCAGUUCUGCAUCAGCGAUGUCAUCUACGAGAAUGUGAGCAAGUCCUAGUGCAGCGCCGUAGCAGACAGGAAAUGAUCUGCAUCCAUCCUCCUAUGCUUCCAGAGUCUGGGGGCCUGGCUAGUCAUUCAGAAAAACAGCCCCUGCUUUAUUGGACGUGGCCAAGGGGAUCAUUUCUCUCAUUGUCGCACCAGGAAGACUUAGCCUUAAAGAGCCUACAAGUGUCUUUUUGGACAUUUCAAUUCUGGACAUUGAAAAAUGGACCAAGUCAGCUAAAAGGUGCAGACACUCGCAGCGGAUGGGAGCGCGGCACUCCUGACGCUUCCCUUCACUGUUGGCUGGUGGGGCUGAGUUUUCUUGUUGUUAAGUGCAAUAAUCUUUGUAUUGUGUGAUUUUUAUCAGAAAAAAUGGGAUUAUUCUUUGCUCACACAACUGCUCAAGCCUGUAGCCCAGAAAGGAUCGGGAAUUAUCCAUAUCCGGUUAUACCCC
Sorex fumeus (smoky shrew) is the source of this 4238-nucleotide messenger RNA. It is a transcript of the gene PTPRO, whose product is annotated as protein tyrosine phosphatase receptor type O. The record is from RefSeq and is a predicted model, not a curated record. The coding region runs from base 147 to 3800 and encodes 1217 amino acids. Gene Ontology annotation, molecular function: Wnt-protein binding; protein tyrosine phosphatase activity; cadherin binding. NCBI's taxonomy places the organism in Eukaryota, Metazoa, Chordata, Mammalia, Eulipotyphla, Soricidae. Gene Ontology annotation, cellular component: glutamatergic synapse; plasma membrane; GABA-ergic synapse. Gene Ontology annotation, biological process: negative regulation of canonical Wnt signaling pathway; regulation of glomerular filtration; podocyte differentiation. The transcript has 27 exons.